Malurus melanocephalus (red-backed fairy wren) is the source of this 3933-nucleotide messenger RNA. It is a transcript of the gene OLA1, whose product is annotated as Obg like ATPase 1. NCBI's taxonomy places the organism in Eukaryota, Metazoa, Chordata, Aves, Passeriformes, Maluridae. Bases 85 to 1275 code for a protein of 396 amino acids. Gene Ontology annotation, cellular component: cytoplasm. The record is from RefSeq and is a predicted model, not a curated record. Gene Ontology annotation, molecular function: ATP binding; ATP hydrolysis activity; GTP binding. The transcript is spliced from 11 exons.
GCGCGCCGCCCCGCCCCUUCCGCCGGCGCGUCCGCGUGCGAGGGGCCGCUCGAGCGUGUUGCUCCGAGGCAGCUCCGCGCCGAGAUGCCCCCGAAAAAGGGAGGCGACGGGGUUAAGUCGCAUCCGAUCAUCGGAAGGUUCGGGACAUCCCUGAAGAUCGGGAUCGUCGGGCUGCCGAACGUGGGGAAAUCAACGUUUUUCAAUGUGUUAACAAAGAGUCAAGCGGCAGCGGAGAAUUUUCCUUUCUGUACUAUUGAUCCAAAUGAGAGUCGAGUACCUGUGCCAGAUGACAGAUUUGACUUCCUAUGCCAGUAUCACAAACCUCCGAGCAAAAUUCCAGCGUUUCUGAAUGUGGUGGAUAUUGCUGGCCUUGUGAAAGGAGCCCACACUGGACAAGGCCUAGGAAAUUCCUUCUUGUCUCACAUUAAUGCCUGUGAUGGGAUCUUUCAUCUGAUGCGAGCAUUUGAAGAUGAUGAUAUCACUCAYGUUGAAGGAAGUGUAGAUCCUGUUCGUGACAUUGAAAUAAUACAYGAAGAACUUAGACUUAAAGAUGAAGAGCUGAUCAUGCAGAGCAUAGAUAAGCUUGAAAAAGUAGCUGUAAGAGGAGGAGACAAGAAAUUGAAACCUGAAUAUGACGUAAUGUGCAAAAUCAAGACAUGGGUAAUAGAUGAAAAGAAAGCUGUCCGCUUCUAUCAUGAUUGGAAUGACAAAGAGAUUGAUGUUUUGAACAAACAUUUGUUUUUCACUUCAAAACCAAUGAUCUACUUGGUUAAUCUCUCUGAAAAAGACUACAUUAGGAAGAAAAACAAGUGGUUGAUAAAAAUUAAAGAGUGGGUGGACAAGCACGACCCGGGUGCUUUGGUCAUUCCUUUUAGUGGGGCCUUGGAACUCAAGUUGCAAGAUAUGAGUGCUGAGGAGAAACAGAAGUAUCUGGAAGAGAACAUGACACAAAGUGCUUUAGCAAAGAUCAUUAAGGCUGGAUAUGCAGCACUCCAACUAGAAUACUUUUUCACUGCAGGCCCAGAUGAAGUGCGUGCAUGGACCAUCAGGAAAGGGACGAAGGCUCCUCAGGCAGCAGGAAAGAUUCACACAGAUUUUGAAAAGGGAUUCAUUAUGGCUGAAGUAAUGAAAUACGAAGAUUUUAAAGAAGGAGGUUCAGAGGCUGCUGUYAAGGCUGCCGGAAAGUACAGACAACAAGGCAGAAAUUAYGUAGUAGAGGAUGGAGAUAUUAUCUUCUUUAAAUUUAAUACACCUCAACAGCCCAAGAAGAAAUGAAUAUCAGAUGUUGUGCUCUCAGAAAUGAACUGUGCUGCUUCAAAAARCAUAUGAAUUUUUAUUUGGAAUUGGAAUAUCUGGAAACAAAAAGCMUACAGUUUCUACCUAGGGAACCUCCCUUCCCCCCAGUGAAAUUAUUCUUGUUUGUUUUGAAUUAAAAUAUGGCACCUCCAGCAAACAUGCAAGUUCACUAAAUGUGAACAGCUUUGCAUUUCAAACGAUUAAGACCCUACUCCAAAUUGUAGAAGCUUUUCGGGAACCAUAUUACUCUCAUGAUACUUCAUUAAUCUCCAUCAUGUAUGCCAAGCCUGACACGUUUGACAGUGAGGACAAUGUGGCUUGCUCCUUUUUGAAUCUACAGAUAAUGCAUGUUUUACAGUACUCCAGAUGUCUACACUCAAUAAAACAUUUGACAAAACCAGCCUUGGUGUGUUUGGGGAUGUCUGUAUUGACUGACUGUGGUGUGCUGAAUGCGAUACGGCACCUGGUGGAUGCUGAUUACAGAAUUUUAAGACGUGUAUGAUACAGUAACUGGCAGUGUGGGGCAGCUGCAAUUGUAUCUUGAAAGUGAGUCUUUCAUGGGAAUCAGAAGAUUAGGAUGCCAGUGAUUUGUCUCAAAAAAGUUAAUGAAUUUGUAGAUGGAUGUCCACGAAAGAUGAUAGUAAGGAUAAUAAAAAUGAUAAUAAUGAUAGUAAGCAUAAAUGAUUUUUACUGGMGAGAGGAAAUAUAUGUGAAAAAAAUCAUGUUAUCUGUGAGACUGAAGCUUUUUCAUUCAAAUAAUUUUGAAAGAGUAUUUCACUCUUGCCUUGAUAAUAAUGAAUCAAUGUGGCKGGAGCAGUAGUACCUGAUGUUGUGUGUUGUCCUGUCAGGUCUGGUUUUGAGGCCAGCAGAGGGUGACACAGAUARUGCUGUGAAGGAAGAGGUCAUGCUGUGUUGGAUAGGUAAGUUAUUCUGCUGGAAUGAGGUUGCAUACCUCUUUAUUUGUAAACUGUGAAAGAAAGCCAGUCACUUUGRGUAACAGAAAAAUAAGGUGUUGGCAAAAAUAAAAUCUUUUAAAGUGAGGUGUAGAACUUCCUCCUCCUCGGAGAGAGGAAAUCCUUUCUCUCAGUAUGUUUAGUGUAUUUAAAACAAUCUGGCUUUUUCUGAGUGCCCGUGUGCCGGGGGUUUCAGCCACAGGUUUAUUGGGGUCAAGGCUGGGAGUGGUGCUGUUAUCUGUGGCUUGGUGUGCCAGGCCUCUUGUGUCAUGGUGAAAAAUUCACUUGCUAUGACCUUUGAAAAGGCAGCUUGCCACUGGCUAAUUCCUCCUGGUGUGUAAGGCUCUGGGAGCACUGGUCACAUCUUGCUCCAAGAAUUUCCCUUGAGAUACCACCUUUGAGCUUCACUGCUCAUUUCUGAGAGAGUAAGACACGUUUCAGCCAGAGCCACGAGCCUCAUUGUUGAAUAGUUGGCAUCAUGCCUUUAAUUGCACUGAGGAGAAAGAGGGAGGGGAGAUGACUUCAAUACGUAAUUGUUGAUUUUGUUUUAAAGAGUGUCUGCUUUUUUCAUGGGGGCASGAGCAGGGACAGUAUUGUAGAGCAGAGAAAUUAGGGCUUCAGAUGUUUUGGAACCCUUGAAAUUCUCUUUUGUGUUGUCUGCCUGGUGCAGCUAGUAUUUGUUCCUGGCGUUAUUCUGAUGUUACAUAAUUGAGAAAAGAUUAGGACCAUCAAAUCUUGUGUUAAAAGUCAAAUCCAAAAGAAAACAGAGCCUACCUGUUUCUCUUGGAAGUCAGCAAGGUGCUAGUAACAGAGAAGAGCUCAUGCUGGGUUUUAGACACAAUGAAAGGUGAGUGAGAAGUGGAGUAUCUGUGCUGCUGAAAGAGAAGUAACCUCUUUACUGCACUAAUACCCACUCAAAUGUGUUCUCUUGUCCUGGCUGAAAUUUGUUCUGAUUUCCAAAAUACUCUCGUGGUCCUGAAUUGUUUCUAUUUGAUUGUGUGYACUUCAUGAUACCUCCUUGUUCUAAAAAUAAAAAUAAUUUUAAAUCAAGUGACUUUGUUCUUAGUAGACAGGAUCUUUUCAAGUUACUACAAUAUCCUGAAAAUAGAAAAUGAGCUUAAAAUGUGUCCCACAUCUUAAAAAAUACAUAUUCUGUAAUGUUCUAUGCUUCRGUUUAUUAAUUUGCCUGAAUAGUUACCUCUUCAGCUGUUUUAACAGCUGGGUUCUUCUAGCUACUGAAGCUAAUCAAUUAUUCCAGAAGAAUCCCAGGUUUUAUUAAAAGAAAGAAUAACCUGAUAAGCUCUGUUAUUCCUAUCACUGGUGACUUGUGACAACCACCAUUUUAAAUAUGUGCGGCCCAUGUUUCUCCUCAGUGGGUUUAUGCAUUCAAGAUGUACAGCUCCUAAAAACUUGUAGAUAUAUGCAGCAAAUGUCAAACACUCUUUUUAAAGUUAAGCCAAGCAACAUUAUUUAUGCAUUUCAACCCCAAAAUGUGACAUUUCAGACCAUUAAGUAGCAUAAAAACCCCAGAAAUUUAACUUUUGAAGACUAUUUGUACCCACAGGUACCUCUUGUGUAAGAUACAGUUUUCUGUCCUAAUAGGCAUUUCCCAGAACAGCACAUGGGAAGCAGGUUUGGCCAUUCUGUGUGAAUUAAUGUAUAAAAUACAGAAGGAUUGUCUUAA